Messenger RNA from Malassezia globosa CBS 7966, 1482 nucleotides. RefSeq lists its product as uncharacterized. Gene Ontology annotation, molecular function: nucleic acid binding; ATP binding. Bases 1 to 1482 code for a protein of 493 amino acids. NCBI's taxonomy places the organism in Eukaryota, Fungi, Basidiomycota, Malasseziomycetes, Malasseziales, Malasseziaceae. The transcript has a single exon. Gene Ontology annotation, biological process: rRNA processing. The record is from RefSeq and is a predicted model, not a curated record. Gene Ontology annotation, cellular component: nucleolus.
AUGCUAUCUUCGAAGGACGUUGUUCUGCGUGCGCAUACAGGGUCCGGCAAGAGCUUUGCUGUGCUACUAGCGCUUCUGGCACGCCCACGCUUGCUAUUCCAAAGUCGAAGUGGUGCAGAGCCGCCGGUCCCGGGCAUAUCCGCGCUUGUAAUUGUGCCUUCAAAUGAGCUUGCGUAUCAAUAUAUGCGCUGGGCACAUGAACUAAUGCCUGCACAGCUGAGCGCACACAUGGACGCUGUGAUUCAGUGCGUCGUGCGUGGCGAAGCUACGAUGGACGCGCAAAUGACGCGGCUCCGUGAGACUCCUCCACAUGUCUUGAUCGGCACUCCAACGCGGCUGCAGGAAUGUUUUGCUAUGGCACAAGGUGCGCACCUUUUGGGCCUACACACAUGGAGGACGCUGGUUCUUGACGAGGCAGACGCACUGUUGAAUUUGCCGGGCCGCUUUCCAAGCGAAAAGCAACGCUGGAAGCACCUCACACAUCCAUCUCCCGGCCUCCAUGUCUUGGAUACCAUCAUGCGGUCACGAGCAACGUUCUCAGGAGGCGAGCGCUUGCCAAAUGCUGGCAUGGAGUCAUACGGGCCUAAACGCGGAGCAGAUCGGCGUCCUCCUGAGCCGAUUCGGCGUACGCAAUACAAGGGUGUCGAGAACACGACGGACCAUGCCCCCGCAUUGGCUCGAGGCAUUGGCAUUGUGCCUUUGCAGCUUGUCUGUACCAGUGCUACGGCAAACUCGGUGCUGCGACAUUUUCUCAGCGCAAGAACUGGAUGGCUGCGUACGAACACGCGCGAGACACGAGACUCUGCUCAAUGGAUCGAUCUAACUGGACAGAGCGGGCAGCUCAGCGCCGUAGGUGCGCCGUAUCGUGGCAGCAUGCCACGUGAACUAACGCAUUCUUGCGUUGUCGUUGAUGAAGUCCAUGGAUCGCCACAGCCACGCCUCCUCGAUACCACGCGUGGCACGGCUGUCCCACCGGCUCUUCGUAAACCUGCAUCCACGAGCACAACACCCGCAAUUCAGGAGCACGUGGUAGACUUGCCCCUGUUAGAAAUGCUCGCUUAUUUGUACGCGUCUGAGCAUGUGCGACGUGGACUAGCAUUGGUCCCUGCCCGCUGGAGCGUGCAGCGCGUGCAUGAUGAACUUGCGGCUCUCGGUGUGCCGGUCAAGAUAGUGGCUUCCGGCCAAAUCAUGUCUUCCUCGGAAGAUGCUAUGUACGUGCUGCAAAGUACCAGUGCCCGUGGUCUAGAUAUUCCGAACAUGUCUCAUGUAUUUUUGGUUGGACUCCAAGCCGUGCGCGAUUCUUUGCACUAUACACAUGCAGCAGGGCGCGUCGCGCGCAUUGGACCAGACGGUCAGCGGCCCCGCGGACACGUCGUUACACUUAUUCGAGGCAACUCGGCUGCCGAACAAAAAAUGUCCCAGAUAUACAAACGCGUAGGCGUGGAGCUCCGUCCGUUACAACUACGAAGCCUAUCGUUGUAA